Messenger RNA from Nyctereutes procyonoides (raccoon dog), 1981 nucleotides. It is a transcript of the gene PHF11, whose product is annotated as PHD finger protein 11. The transcript is spliced from 11 exons. Lineage: Eukaryota; Metazoa; Chordata; Mammalia; Carnivora; Canidae. The record is from RefSeq and is a predicted model, not a curated record. Gene Ontology annotation, cellular component: nucleus. Gene Ontology annotation, molecular function: histone deacetylase binding; histone binding. The coding region runs from base 19 to 1269 and encodes 416 amino acids.
AUGCGAGUUCCCCUUUGAAUGAAAACUCCGUCUGGGAAACCCUUUGCGGAAAACCCUUUGCGUCUCCCGCCCAGAAUUUCCCCCUGGGCAGAGGAAAUCAGUCAUCGUAGCUUUUGCGAAAACGAAACUCUGGCGCUGCCCGUGAACUUCCGGAAGUGCCGGCGCUGCGUGCAGCGGGCGGGCGGCCGCGGAAGGUGCACCAUGGACCCGGCGGCGGCCAGGUCAGCCCACGGAGCCAGCAGGGCCGAGGCCCGGGACGGCCGCGACCAGUUCCCGCACCCCACCGGUGUCUUUCAGGUUGCAGAAAAGAUGGAAAAAAGGACAUGUGCACUCUGCCCCAAAGACAUCGAGUAUAGUGUCCUAUACUUUGCACAAUCAGAGAAUAUAGCUGCUCAUGAAAAUUGUUUGCUAUAUUCUUCAGCACUUGUGGAAUGUGAGGAUCAUGAUCCAUGUAAUCAAGAUAGAAAUUUUGAUGUGGAAUCAGUAAAAAAAGAAAUCCACAGAGGGAGGAAGUUGAGAUGCGCUUUCUGUAAUCGGAGGGGAGCUACCGUGGGAUGUGACGUAAAAGCCUGUAACAGGAGUUACCACUUCUUCUGUGCCCAGAACGACCAUGCGGUUCUACAGACUGAUGGAUCGCGAGGAAUAUAUAAAGUGUUCUGCCAACAACAUGCUCCAGGGAGCAGCGCUAACGACCUACUCCCAGGAAACUCUCUGUCUGCUGCCUUCCAUCCCCAGGACAAUCAGAGGAUCAAACGAGGACGUGGAGUGAAAAGAAAAAGAGGAAAGAGACCUCUCUCGACAGGCAUUCAUGCACAGCCACCUAAUGCGAUGACACUGAAUAGACUCAUAAAACACAUGAAGGAUGAGGAUGGCAGACACACAGAUGCAACUGUGAAGAUGGAUUUUCUUAAGAAAUGUAAGGAAGCAGGGCUUCUUAAUGAUUUAUUUGAAGAAAUAUUAGACAAACUUCAUUUGAUCCAGGAAAGACUCAUGGAUGACACUGCUUCUGAUUCAGACUAUGAAGAAAUUGGGACUUCACUUUUUGACUGUAGGUUGUUUGACGACGUAUUUGUAAAUUUUCAAGCAGCGAUACAGAGAAAGAUCCAUCACUGUGAAGAAAGGCAGCAGCAACUGAAGGAAGAGCUCGAGGCACUUCAGGACCUGAACCACAUCAUGUACUUUACUCACGAAGACAGAGACGCGAGGUCAAGUUCUCUCUCGGUGUCUUCUGUGUCGUCCAAGGAUUACCCCUUCCAAAACCAGGAAUGAGGCUCGCACCCAAGCAGCUGCACCCUGAAGACCCGACCUGGGCAAGCCACACGUCGUUAGGACGAGGCCGCUCCUGUCUCUCUGGUCCUCAAACUUCAAUCCUCCUUAACUCUUGCCUGUUCUUGCUGGUUGACAUUUCGUGCCCGCCGGGGUGUUUUUUUUUUUUACCUCCUCCCUCUUAUUAUCAUCUCACGUCUGCUCUCCAAUAAAAUGUUGAGUACACUGGCUCUUACCUCCCAUCUCUUCUGCCCUCUGCACUGAAAAUACUCGGGCGGCUUCGUGCUGGUGCACCGCCGCCCACCCUUCCCCCAACUCCAGUGUCUAAGUUGAUUCCAGUAACACACAAGGUACUCCUGAAAGUAAAGUCUCCCCAGGGCCUUUGCACAUCUUGCUGUGAAGCCUUCACUGCUCUUCUCCCUUUCUCUGCCUUUCCUGCUGCAGAUCUCAUUACACCAGUUCCACCCUCAUUCUGUCUGAGUACUUCUUUCUCCUGUCACCACUUCCCAAUGUAAUCCCCUCGAUCUUCCAUCAGCUCUCUGAGGGCAAAGCUCACUAUUCCUGUGUUUAGUUCCCAACACGCUCCCAGCACCUAGCAUGCUCAGUACAUGUUGAAUAAAUGCAUCAACUGUCCUUAUCUUUUGAGACUAUUCCAGCUCAUGAUGACAGAUAUAACAAAUUUAAAUAUUGAAUAAAUCUGAUUAUUUUUACUUCA